GUCUUAUCGGCGAAACCAAGAUUGUGUGCGUCAGUUGUUGUUACGAACCGAGUACAACAACCACUGGAACAGGCAUACAUUGGGACAGAGAAGGCUGUGUAUAUUCACUCCUUGUAUAAAGGUAAUGGAUCUAGAAAACGACCCCCAAGAUGAGGAGACCACUUUCAGCAUCAAAGAGAGUAAUGGUAAGCGUUCUGCCGAGGAUAUUGAUGAGGACAUACCCCAUAAGCGCUCCAGAAACUCUGAUGACAUGGUGGAGCUCAGAAUUCUGCUACAGAGCAAGAAUGCCGGAGCAGUGAUUGGAAAGGGCGGGAGGAAUAUUAAAGCCCUUCGUACAGAUUACAAUGCCACUGUGUCAGUCCCAGACAGCAGUGGGCCCGAGCGAAUUCUAAGCAUCAGUGCCGAUAUUCCCACGGUUGCUGAGAUACUGCUGAAGAUCAUACCUACUCUGGAAGAGUAUCAGCAUCACAAGGGUGUGGAUUUUGACUGUGAACUAAGGCUGCUCAUCCAUCAGAGUCUAGCCGGUAGCAUCAUUGGUGUAAAGGGAGCUAAGAUUAAAGAACUUCGUGAGAGCACCCAGACCACCAUCAAACUAUUCCAGGAGUGCUGUCCACAGUCAACUGACCGUGUGGUGCUUGUUGGGGGAAAAGCAGAGCGGGUGGUGGAGUGCAUUAAGACAAUGCUAGAGCUCAUUGUCGAGGCUCCCAUUAAAGGCCGUGCUCAGCCGUACGACCCCAACUUUUAUGAUGAAACGUAUGACUAUGGUGGCUUUAGCACGAUGUUUGAAGAACGAGGGCGUCGACCUAUGGGAGGCUUCGCUUCCAGGGGACGGGGCAGUGGAGGGGGGUUUGACCGCAUGCCCCCCAGCGGAGGGCGUGGUGGCCACCACAUGCCACCGAACAGGAGAGAUUAUGAUGACAUGAGCCCACGCAGGGGCCCUCCUCAAAGAGGGGGAAGAGGGGGUGGUCGUCCUCCUCGAAACAUGCAAAUGGGACCCCCGCACCACAGGAGAGGAGAUGACCAGUAUUCAUACAGCUCCCAUCGUGGCCCUGUGGAAGAGAGACGGCAUGGGGAAAGGAGAGGACGCAGUGAUCGCUAUGGAGGCGGCAUGAAUGAUGGAGGAUUUGACAAUAAUUCAUCUUGGGAUUCCUAUCCGUCUGGCGGAAGGGGAAAUUAUAACGACAUGGAAAGCCCUGUUAUCACCACACAAGUGACAAUUCCUAAAGAUCUGGCAGGGUCGAUCAUUGGUAAAGGGGGUCAGAGGAUCAAACAGAUUCGCCAUGAGUCUGGAGCAUCAAUUAAAAUUGAUGAGCCCCUGCAAGGUUCUGAAGACCGCAUCAUUACUAUCACAGGAACCCAAGACCAGAUACAGAACGCCCAGUAUCUGUUACAAAACAGUGCUUUACACCUCUUGGGGCGGCAGAACUAACCAGCCACCUUUCUCAGGAUAUCUAUCCAAAUGCAGCUCAAGUCCUCGCCGCCGCGUGAUGCCCUGACAGGAUUUUCUCAUAGAUUUGAACUUGAACCCUCUGGCUGUUCUUGUGGAUUUUGUGGGAUUGGUUUCUUUCUUUUGAUUUGUUUUUAUAAAUCUUAAUUUUAUAUGGGCCAACUUUCACAUACUUCACACAACCACUUUGCAUUGGAUAAGGAAGCUGCUUUAUCAAUAUUUUGUGUGUUUGGGGGGGAUUCAGCGGUGUUAAAUGUUUUUUAAUUAUAUUUACCACCAUUAAAAAUGCUCACUCCAGAAGGUACAUAUUUUCAUAUGUUCACCCCAAAGUUUUUAUUUUAAGGAAUGACAUGUAAAUAUCCAGUCAUAGGUAUGGAAAAUGAUUUCUAUGGACAUCAAUAUAAUCCCUAUGUGUGCUUUUUUUUUUUUCCCUCAGAAGUACAAAUAUUUUCACCAACGUACUGAAUCCUUGCAGUACUUUUUUGUAUGUCUUCUCUGGUGUGUUGCUUGGUUUGCAAAAUAGAAAUUUGCUCUACCUCUGGAAUUAUUGUAGGUCUGCCCCCCUUAAAGGCCCACAAUCAUUGUCCAUAUUUUUUUUUUACAAAAGUAAAUUUGCAGUUGUACUUUUAGGUAGUAAUUUGUGAAAGACAAUUCUCACUCUCCCUUUCCUUGUUUUGUUUUUAUCUUUAUUUUUUUUACUCAAAUUGUCUCAUGUUCUUCAAACAGACACAUUUGUAGACUUUGUCAUUUGUCUGAAAUAAAGAAAAUGCCAUUUU
This is a messenger RNA of Triplophysa rosa, 2223 nucleotides long. It is a transcript of the gene hnrnpk, whose product is annotated as heterogeneous nuclear ribonucleoprotein K. NCBI's taxonomy places the organism in Eukaryota, Metazoa, Chordata, Actinopteri, Cypriniformes, Nemacheilidae. The transcript is spliced from 16 exons. Gene Ontology annotation, cellular component: nucleus; cytoplasm. Gene Ontology annotation, biological process: regulation of transcription by RNA polymerase II; regulation of mRNA splicing, via spliceosome. Bases 125 to 1429 code for a protein of 434 amino acids. The record is from RefSeq and is a predicted model, not a curated record. Gene Ontology annotation, molecular function: mRNA binding.